Messenger RNA from Capra hircus (goat), 1509 nucleotides. RefSeq names its product urocortin 2 (gene UCN2). NCBI's taxonomy places the organism in Eukaryota, Metazoa, Chordata, Mammalia, Artiodactyla, Bovidae. Gene Ontology annotation, molecular function: corticotropin-releasing hormone receptor 2 binding; hormone activity. Bases 241 to 579 code for a protein of 112 amino acids. Gene Ontology annotation, biological process: adenylate cyclase-activating G protein-coupled receptor signaling pathway; hormone-mediated signaling pathway; digestion. The transcript has a single exon. Gene Ontology annotation, cellular component: extracellular region. The record is from RefSeq and is a predicted model, not a curated record.
CCAUCUCUGUCUCAUUCUCUUUCUCACUCUUUCCGUCCCGCCGACCCCUUCUCUGCCUGGUUCCAUCUCAGUUUUCUGUGUCGCUCUGGCUCUCUCCUUGUCCCUUCACCUCUGCUUCUGUCCCUCUGACCCUGGCCUGGCCGCUCUCUCUCUGCUUUCCCCAUCUGUCUCUAUCCAUCGGCCACAGCCAACCAGAGCCCCUGCCUUGAACCUGUUUUCUCCUUACAGCCUGACUACACGAUGACCAGGUGGGCUCUGCUCACGCUGAUGGUCCUGACAUUGGGCAGGACCCUGCUUGUCCCAGCAACCCCCACCCCAGGCUUCCAGCUCCUCCCUCAGAACUUUCCCCAGGCCACUGCCUGCCCCGUGACCUCGGAGAGCCCCUCAGCCAGCACCACGGCACCCUCCACUGCUUCGGGCCGCGCCAGCCCUGACCCCCACCCUGGCGCCCGCAUCGCCCUCUCGCUGGACGUCCCCCUUGGCCUCCUGCAGAUCUUACUGGAGCAGGCCCGGGCCAGGGCUGUGAGGGAGCAGGCUGCUGCCAAUGCCCGCAUCCUGGCCCAUGUCGGCCGCCGCUGAGCCUGAGGGAGGCAGUCACAGGGAUGGAGCCACCCUGCAUGGGGGAGAUCGGCAGGGCCGCGGUGCAUCUGGACCCCGCCACGUGGAGUCAGUCAUAUCAAAGCGCCUCACAGAGUCACAGUGUGGGCGGACAGCACGCACGUUGCCACGCCAGGUUGCCAAUGGACUCUAGCCACUCCUAGUAGGAGCCCCCCGGACUUACGGUAUAUGUCUGGAGAGCUUGGACACUACCGUGGAUGAUCCCUGCCACAUGGAGUCUGGUCAUGUCUGGGUCCCACAGUCAAGAGCCUCCGGACACCAUCAUACAGGGGCUCUGUAAUGCCACUUACAGGAACCUCAACACAGGACACCAUGGCUGCACUGGAGAGAACGGCCCAUCUAAGGCCAGACCCAGAGGUCUGCGCUGCCCUCACGUGUCACCAGACAGGUGCUGGCGGAGGUUCCCAGGCAGCACCCACUCCAAACGGAUGGGGGCAUCUCCAGGCAUAGAUGGACGCUCAUACGUGGGAAGUCUGUGGCUGCGGCAGCCUUGCCUUGUGUGUGUGUGUUGGGGAGGGUGUGGUUUAUAUGCAUGGGUGGCCGCGUCUCCGUGUAUCUGACAGCUGUUUGUGUGUGUGAACAAGGUGUGGGCCUGUGAGGGGGCUGUGGAGAAUGGGAGCCUGUCCCCCAAAUCUGCAUGAAGCAUGCUCAGCACACACCCAGGUGCUGUCUUACCCACACCUCUGCGUACCCAGGCUCUGCCCUUGCACACACAUGGCUCAGGGGAGAAGGGAGCGCAGGCUGAGGGGGCUCUGGCCCCUCCUUCAUUGAACAGUCCUGAGCCUCAGUUUUCCAAGCCUCGGUUUUCUCUUUUCUCCUCCGUAAAGCCGAGUGAUGCCACCACGCUUCUUGUGAGCACUGAGUGAUGUAAUAACGUAUAUGAAGGUUCCC